AUGGCAUCGGGCUCGUACUUAGACGUACCUCUGAAUCAGCAUCGGCCUGUGCAGCUAUUUGAUCCGCCGAUGCACGACCAAGCCUACUCAGACAGUCAGGCGUAUGACCAACGGCUGUCGACGAGUGAUGCGGUGCACGACAAGUUUGUGGACGAGCCGACCAUGGAGGAGUCAGCGCUGUUUUCUGAUGCGCCCGCGAUGAAUCGCGGCUCAGGGAUGUACCAGGGGGUGCCGCGCAAGGGCAUUUGGCGCGUCGAUGAGCUGCGUGAGUUUCAAAAUCAGAGCCUCCCAAUGCGAAUCCUGCGCGUAUGCCUCUUCAUUCUAGUGAUCGGGAUCAUCCUGGCCCUGUGCAUUAUCAUGCUCAUCUUUGUCUUCCUGCGCCCGCCGAACAUCGGCGUGAAGGAGGUUUCGGCGCCCGUCCAGUCGGACGUUCGGAUUCAGGGCACGUCCGUGCAGGUACCUGCGAACAUCUCGUUUGUGAUUUCCAAUCCCAACUAUGUGCCGGCGACCAUCAAGAACAUCACGGCUCAUGCAUAUGAUAAGGCUAACCAGGACACAUCGAUGGGCGUAUGUCAUCUCUCGAACCAAAAGAUCGAAUCCCGACAGAACACGACGGUGACGUUGCCGUGCAAGCUCGAAUACAGUCUGGAGAAGGAUCCCAACCUAACGAUCAUCAAAGACAUUGCGCGGAGCUGCUUCCAGAGCAAGGACAAGCACCUCCAAAUUCUCCUCAAAGUCCAUUUGAAAGUGAAGCUCUACUCGUUCACGGUGCCGAUUGAUGUGAAUCCGAGUAUCUCGUUCGAAUGCCCCGUGACCAAGAAGCAGAUACAGCAAAUUGUGGGCCACAAGGUGGAUCUGGAUGACAUCUUGCACAACGUCCGUCGCCGCAGCCUGCAAGAGGCAUGGUCUGCUCUUCGCGAACGAUAUCUGCUGCGAAGCAGUAGCAGCCCCGGGGACGAAUUAUAG
Messenger RNA from Malassezia restricta, 966 nucleotides. RefSeq lists its product as uncharacterized. The record is from RefSeq and is a predicted model, not a curated record. Lineage: Eukaryota; Fungi; Basidiomycota; Malasseziomycetes; Malasseziales; Malasseziaceae. The coding region runs from base 1 to 966 and encodes 321 amino acids. The transcript has a single exon.